UUGCUCGUUUAGUUUCACUCAGUAGUUUAGUUCAAAAUUGACAAAAUACUUAAUCUACUUUAACAAAAAUGAUGUGCGAUGUUGGCUUACCUUGUGAUUAUGAUCCAUGCUCUUGCCCCAAGCCGCCUCCUGUGCCGGGACGCAAGUUCACCACAUUGUUGCUUCACUGUUGGCAGCGUGAGUACGACAAGCGGCCUUAUAAGAAUUUUCAAUUUCGUCGCUUAGACUUUGAGGAGCGUAUGAAUCGAAAAUAUCAUUGCCUACGUGAUUUUCGUGUUAUUGUGAGAUAUCUAACAGAAUGUCAUAAAAUGCAUUCGGUAUCCAUUUCGAGUAUUGUGAUAAGCAAUUGGGAAACCAGAAUCAUGAGGGAAUUCGUUCGUGCACUUCGAAAAGUAAUGCAGAUUGAGUUGAAACUUAUGAAAUUGCCAUAUGAAUUCUUUGUGAUGAUGCGUCUAAGUGCUUCGGUAUGGAAAGUGACGCAUCUGAGUCUGGAGGGCACACCUUUAUCCGAUUUGGAUGUCAGUAUGCUGCGUGAAUUUCUGCUGGCCAGUGAAACAUUGCUCUCCCUCAAUGUGAAUCAUUGCGGUUUGACUCAAUAUAAUUUUUGUCUGAUUGCCGAUGGAGUCUACAAAUCAAAGACAGUGAAUUGUCUGAAUGCCAGCCGUCUGUUGGGUCUUCAGCUUAGUUUGGAUACCGAGAAAAUGGUCUCAAUUAUCGGCUCACUAUUAAUGCAAAAUGGCCUUGUGGAGCUGACCAUGCAGCAAUGUGAGUUUAGUGCCCAGGACAUGGAGGUCAUUGGCGAGUAUUUGGGCUCUAAGCAAAGCGUCUUGCGUAAACUCAAUUUGGCCAGCAAUCACAUUGCAGCGGACGGUGCUCUCUAUUUAAUGCGAAACCUUGCCCACGGUGUCCGUUUGGAGCAUUUGGAUAUUAGCUGCAAUUCCAUUGGCACACAUGGCGGUGAAUGGAUAGCCAAGUAUUUGAGUUCCUGUCGCUUGCUUCAGCAUUUGUAUAUCAAUUAUAAUGAAAUCGGGGCGGAGGCCAUUAACCUCAUACUCCUCACUCUAAAGAAGCCCUGCAAAAUGAAGCGUUUGAAUAUUUAUGGAAAUCACUUUGAUGCACGCACGGCCAUGAUUUUGAGACGUUUGCUCGACUCCGAAGUGGUUUUGCAUGAGGAAAUUGAUGUUAGUUAUACCUUUGAUGAAGAUCUCAAUGACUAUCGUGUAGUGCCUUGGCGUUAGUUCCAGUUAAUUAACUAAGCUUACAUUUUGUUUUGAAAGAAUUUUAGUGUUCUAACCCAACACACCAAGUAAAGGUUACUAAUAAGCCAAAAACCAUUUAGUCGUUGUAAUAUUUACUAAAAUAAACUUAGUUCAAGGCCUUUA
Molecule: messenger RNA, 1382 nt
Organism: Drosophila willistoni
Lineage: Eukaryota; Metazoa; Arthropoda; Insecta; Diptera; Drosophilidae
Product: dynein regulatory complex subunit 5
Exons: 2
Coding region: 69-1238 (389 amino acids)
Biological process (GO): nucleocytoplasmic transport; activation of GTPase activity
Cellular component (GO): nucleus; perinuclear region of cytoplasm; cytosol
Molecular function (GO): small GTPase binding; GTPase activator activity
Source: RefSeq, a predicted model, not a curated record